Molecule: messenger RNA, 1647 nt
Organism: Colletotrichum abscissum
Lineage: Eukaryota; Fungi; Ascomycota; Sordariomycetes; Glomerellales; Glomerellaceae
Product: RhoGAP domain-containing protein
Exons: 5
Coding region: 1-1647 (548 amino acids)
Biological process (GO): signal transduction
Source: RefSeq, a predicted model, not a curated record
AUGCAGCCUUACGACAAUGAUCAAUCACUAUCAUCGGGCCUGUCUCGGGACAUCGAGACUGGCACCAUCGAAAGCCAGACCGUUAGCACUGCGCCAACCAGUACUGCGCCUCUUCAACCACCCAUCACGACCUCUGUGCUGCCAUCAAGGGCCGAUCCUCAACCGCUAGCCACAUCAGGUACUCUUCCUGCUUUGGUCACUGGAGAUGGUCGACGGAGCAGGGCUCUUCCAAGCAGCGUGACAUGGACUUCUUCUGUCGGGGACUUGGCCCUGUUGUCAGACACAGACGAGAUUCAGGACCGUCGAAUUUUUGUACAGGACUACAAUCGGUUGGCCAAGAAACAAGGAAUUCGAGUAUUGUCGGUGGAUGGCUUCGAGGGAGGACGACAUGCACUGCCAGCCAUUAUGACUGAGAAACGGAGGUGGUGGUCUCGAGUACUCCGUUCAACAUCAUCAGGGCAACCGCCUACCUCGCGAGGAGCACCCCACGGAGUCCGUCACAAGCGAAGCGUCAGCGACAUUGCCCUACAAUUGGUACACUCUCGCAAACCUGAACCCAAGAUACUCGAUCUACAGGCCAUGGUUCGACUGAGUGGGAAGAGCCUUUUGCAUCUCCCUGCCGACUAUGCUAUUGGCUCACUUGUUGUGCCGACUUGCUUCAGGGCAACUGCCCAAUACUUGGCUCAAUAUGGACCUGUCACACGCGGUGUAUUCCGCAUUCCCGGUUCGCUGCGCGUUGUCAAUGCAAUAUUCGACUACUACUGCUACGAAAAGCCGGGAGAAGAAGUCACAAGUACCAUACGUUGCCCUACUUUGCCAUCACAUAUCAAUGCCGGUGCACAAGAUGUAGCUUCAGCUUUCAAAAAACUGCUAUCUGUACUCCCGGGUGGCAUCCUUGGCUCUCUCACCCUUUUUGACGCAUUGGUCGCGAUUCACACUCAGCUUCGUGGAGAGCCAGAACUCAGCAGAACGAAAGAAUCCAAGCUUCGUGCUAGACUCAUUGCCAUGGCUAUUGGGACCAUCAAUUCUCACUUUCGUCGGGAGCUUAUUUGCGCUGUAUUUGGUCUUCUUUCCCUUAUUGGACGUGCUGCUGAGACAGCAGCUCGUGAAGAUGAACAGGGCCGGCCACUUCCAACGUCAGAUUUGAUGGGAUACGUAGCUUUGGGGAUCGUAUUCGGUCCUCUCCUGGUCGGCAAUUUGCUCGACUCCUAUACAAUGAAGCUCGCAAACCCUUCUUCGGGCUUGCUGCUUUUCCCCCUUACCCCGCCGCGUUUGAAAAGGGAACGACAGCGAAAGAGCACUAUCCAAGACAAUACAGACUCCAUGUCUGUUGACAAAAUUCGCGUGGCAAACGACAUCACCGAGAUGCUCAUCUCAAAUUGGAGAGAAGUGGUGCGCAAUAUGAAAGGCUUGUCGAGUUUCCGGGGGCCAAAUAAAGAUCUGGAAAGCACGAGUCGUCGGAGAUUUCUUCGUUCAUCGAACUCUGACUCUCUGGCCGUCGGAUUGCCUAGAGGUUGGAGGAGCAAGCACUCUUCGCCACAAUCUUCCAUCAACCAACAUAGGUCGAAAUCACCCGUUACUCCAACACCGGCUCCUAGUAAAGGCUUUGGGUCUGACAUUGUCGAAGACUACAGGGAAUCUAGAUGA